Molecule: messenger RNA, 255 nt
Organism: Paramecium pentaurelia
Lineage: Eukaryota; Ciliophora; Oligohymenophorea; Peniculida; Parameciidae
Source: the annotation of a GenBank genome assembly
AUGUUGAGUAAUAGAACUAUAAAUUUAGAAAAUGAUAGAGAUUCACAAUUAGUAAAAUCAGGAUCAUAUAUUUCAAUAAGAUUAAAUGAUUUAGAAAAAUAAUCUGAAAUAUUACUACCUAUAAGUUCUAAAUAUUUAAAAAAAAGAAUAAAUAUUAACAAUCUGAUUACUAAAAAAAUGAAGAUUUACUCUCUUAAAAAUGUGUACACAUACUUUUAGUAGAUGAUAUUCCUUUUAAACAAAUAGCAAACAUGA